AUGUCUAAAAAAAAUGGUCAAAUGAUGUCUUUGUAUUUUGAAAUUCGUUUUAUAAAUUCGUUUAAGUUUCUUCAAACAUCACUUGCUAAUCUUGUUUCAAAUUUACAACCGGAUGAUUUUCAUAAUACAAAACGAGAAUUUAAGAAAAAUGUAGAUUUACUUACUAGGAAGGGAGUUUAUCCUUAUGAUUAUGUUUCAUCGCUUGACAAACUGUCCGAAACACAAUUACCACCAAAAGAAGAAUUUUAUUCGAAACUAAACGAUGAGGAAAUAACCGAUGAUGAUUACCAACACGCAAAUAAUGUUUUGGAUAGUUUUAAUUGUGAAACAUUAAGAGAUUAUCACAAUAUUUACCUUAAGUCUGACGUUCUACUUUUAUCAGAUGUAUUUGAAAACUUUAGAAAAACUUGUCUUAAACAUUACAAGUUAGAUCCCGCUCAUUAUUACACAUCUCCAGGUUUAGCUUGGGAUGCUUGUCUUAAAGAAACAGGGCAGGAAUUACAGUUACUACAUGAUUAUGAUAUGUUAAUGAUGAUUGAAAAAGGUAUUCGUGGUGGUAUAACUCAUAUAUCAAAAAGAUAUGCGGAAGCUAAUAACAAAUAUAUGAAAGAUUACAAUCCUGAUGAGGAGUCCUCCUUUAUUCAAUAUCUAGAUGCGAAUAAUCUUUAUGGUUGGGCAAUGUCUCAAUCGCUUCCAACACAUGGAUUUAGUUGGAUGAAAAAAAUAACAAAAGAAAAAGUGAUGGAAAUUUUAGAGAAAGCAAAUUAUAGUAUGUCAAAUCGUGGAAGAAAAGGAUAUAUAUUUGAAGUUGAUUUGGAAUAUCCUUCAACACUGUGGGAGGAUCAUAAUGACUAUCCUCUUGCACCUGAAAAGAUGAUUGUUAAUGGUGUUGAAAAACUAAUUUGUCAUUUUAAGCCGAGAAAAAACUAUGUUGUUCAUUAUCGAAAUCUUAGACAAUAUCUUGAGAUGGGAAUGAGAAUAACUGCGGUUCAUAGAGGAAUAUCUUUUUACCAAUCUCCUUGGAUGGAACCUUAUAUACGAAAGAACACUGAACUUCGAAAAACAGCAGCUAACAGUUUUGAGAAAGACUUUUUCAAACUUAUGAAUAACUCAGUGUUUGGAAAAACAAUAGAAAACAUAAGAAAAAGACAAAAUAUUGAACUCGUUGAUAAUCGAAAGAGAGCUGCUAAACUAACAAGUCGUCCAAACUUUGAUAGGGCUACGAUAUUUGAUAAAAAUCUUAUAGCAGUUCAUAUGAAAAAAAACCGAAAUUUAUUUUGA
Molecule: messenger RNA, 1281 nt
Organism: Porites lobata
Lineage: Eukaryota; Metazoa; Cnidaria; Anthozoa; Scleractinia; Poritidae
Source: the annotation of a GenBank genome assembly